Messenger RNA from Fusarium vanettenii 77-13-4, 2246 nucleotides. RefSeq lists its product as uncharacterized. The record is from RefSeq and is a predicted model, not a curated record. Bases 1 to 1992 code for a protein of 663 amino acids. The transcript has 4 exons. Gene Ontology annotation, biological process: DNA-templated transcription. Lineage: Eukaryota; Fungi; Ascomycota; Sordariomycetes; Hypocreales; Nectriaceae. Gene Ontology annotation, molecular function: DNA binding; zinc ion binding.
AUGGCGAAACGAUCCUGGUCAGACUCCAACGGGCCAGCUCCUCCUGGGGCCGCCGAUGCGAAUGCGACGCCAGCCCCUGUAACGCCUGCGCGCUCCAAUAGCAACGGCAACGGCAACGGCACGCGACAGAGUGGGAGCCGACAGAGCAUCGGUGGCAUUAUAUCCAAUGACCUCCCCAUCCCUCAGAUCUCUCGCAAGAUCAAGGCUUGCGCGGCAUGCCGGAAACACAAGGUGAGAUUUAACCCAGUGGUCCAAGAUCUUGAGCAGAUACAUUCCGCUCUCAGGCAGGUCAUGACAAAACUGAGUCUUCCUGAACUUCCUCCAUUGCAGAGCGCCAAUUCUCGAGACGCAGAGGGAACACCUCCCAAGGAAGACAAUCCUGCCAAUACGACAAACCGACUCUCCGCCUCUCAAGAAGAGCAUCAUGGCCCUUCGUGCGACAAUUCUCCAAAGGCAACCCCUGAAGAUGAAGGCCUCCCAUAUGUGCCUAUUCACUCCCUAUAUACUCUCACCAAACUUAGUGCUCUACGCUCACCGGAUAACUCGGAAGCUCAACGAGGUCGUGCCAUUGACGACUUCAUUGCACGCGGCGCCCUGGCCUUGUCUGACGCAGAGAGCUUGUUUGCUCUAUACCGCGAUCGCCUUGAUCGAUAUAUGUACGGCAUUGGCUGUCGAUAUAUGACACUAGACGAGCUCAGACGAAAGAGUCCGAUUCUAUCAGCUGCAACUCUAACUGUAGCUGCACUCCACGACCCCAAGGCCGAUGGAAUUUACGGCAUCUGCAGCAGUGAAUUCCGCCGACUGAUGGAGAAAUCCAUGUUUGAGCGGCGCAUUGACCGCGACUAUCUACGGGCCAUGUGUGUAGCCUCUUAUUGGCUCAGUGACCUUUCGUGGAUGCUCUCAGGAUACGCAAUUCGACGUGCUGCCGAGUGCAAUCUACAUAACAGCUAUAGCCAGGCCAUCAAGGAGCAGAGCCAGGAGGCAGCAGAUUGUGCACGGUUAUGGUAUAUCCUCUACAUCUGCGACCAACAUCUUGCGACUCUCUACGGGCGACCAUCUAUUGUUCAGGAGGACUCGUCUAUCCAGGGAUGGGAGAACUUUCUUGAGUCUCCCGUGGCUACCGAGGAGGAUAAGCGUCUUACUGGACAGGUGGCCCUGGUUAGCAUUCUACGAAAUAUCCGAGAGCUCUUUGGCACCGACAAGGGGGAGCGUAUCUCAAGGGUUUACCUUAGCCACAUAUCACAGUUCCGACGACAGUUGGAUCAAUGGUAUGAUCGGUGGCUAAAGGAACUGCCAGAACAAUGGCCUCAAAUCGGAUCGUUCCCUCGAAAGGGCACCAUCCUUCACUACAACUUUGCCCAGAUUCACCUCUACUCACACAUUUUCCGUGGACUGGCCAACGAUGAUCCGAUCCCUCAUUACUUCCUCGACUGCGCGUCCAAGGCAGUCACAGCUGCAACCGCCAUUAUCGAUCUCAUCAUCACCGAUCCUGAUGUGGCUGUAGGAAUCGUGGGUAUGCCUUCAUAUAUGCUCUCCAUGACGGCGUUUGCCUGCAUGUUCCUCAUCAAGGUUGCCCUCAAAUAUGGCGGGGAUCUCAUCGAGCGUCAGAGGGUGCAUGACUUGACGACUAGCCUGGUACACCGAUUCCGAUCUCUCAACGCUGGAAAGUGGCAUCUCGCGAACCUCAUGGCCGGCGGCUUAGAGCGGAUGACGGGGACCCUCAACUCGGUUGCGCCAGGGCAAGUCGGUCAAGCGCCCAACGGUGCUAUUCUCGGGAACGGUAUCAACGAGAAUAUCGAUCUCUCCAACCAGAUGCCACCGGGAGAUCGUCCAUUCACCGAUAUGGACGGUGACAUGUUUUUCGAUUACGACAUGAGUUUCGGUCUCUCGCCCGUGUUCCGGUUCGAUCCGAGCAUGUUCACCAUGGACGCGUCAGGCCAGUCGCUACCAACAUAUCCAGAGCCGGACUAUGGCAUGAGGCCACAGCCUUAAACAUAACCAACAGAGUGAAAAGUCGUUUUUGGCGUGGGCGUUUUGUUUAGAGUGAUGGAAUACCUGGAUAUUGAAUGUAUCAUACAAGUUUGGGAGGCAGGACAAUGGGUCUGACAAAUAAUUACAGCAAGGAAUCAAGUUUCAAGUCAAGAUGUGGCAGAAUGAACCUUUUGAAGUCAUUUACGGAGGGAAGGCCGUUAUCUGGACUAAACUACUGAUAGAGUGUUAAAUAGUCGAUCAUACACGACUCCUUU